AUGUCGGACACGUCCUCGGCCGACACACUGGGCCCGCCCUCCAUGUCGUCCCGGUCCGAGACUACGGCGUUGCUACCGAAGCCCCCAGCGGCCGAGUCGGAAGAACGCUACGCAGUCCGGCUGUGGCUGGCCGAAAUCCUCUUGCUGGCCAAAGCCGCUGUCCCGGUUAUCCUGGCGUACACGUUGCAGAACAGUCUGCAAACCAUCAGCGUUCUUAUUGUUGGCAGACUGAGCCCGGAAGCACUCGCCACCGCCGCCUUCAGCUACAUGUUCGCCAUGGCGACAGCCUGGCUUAUUGCCCUGGGUGGCACGACUGCUCUCGACACUCUUGCUUCGAGUAGCUUCACGGGAUCUUCGAACAAGCACGACUUGGGCAUUCUAUUGCAGAGAGGUAUCCUUGUCUUGUCGGCAUUUUAUGCCGUAGUGGCAGUGCUCUGGUGGUUUUCCGAACCGGUGUUCCGGGCGCUGGGCCAAGAAGAGUUCAUCUGCGUGCAAAGCUCGGCUUUUUUGCGAUGCUUGAUCCCGGGCGGGUUGGGGUACGUGUGGUUCGAGGCCAUGAAGAAGUAUUUGCAGGCGCAAGUCUUCGUCCGUGGCAAGGAAUGCUGGGGCGGCCUAGAGCUUCGGAAAGCCAUCAGAAAUAUUGGGCCGUUUUCCAAGCUUGCACUUCUUGGAGUCGUACAUGUUGGCACUGAGUGGUGGGCUUUUGAGAUUGUGGCCCUGGCUGCCGGGAGACUUGGCACUAUCCCGUUGGCGGCUCAGUCUGUCAUCAUGACGGCGGACCAAAUCAUCAACACGAUUCCCUUUGGUCUUGGGGUAGCAGCAUCGGCAAGACUAGGAAAUCUGCUGGGAGCUCAGCGGUCUCGGGACGCGGCGAUAGCAGCACACUCGGCUGCAAUCCUGUCCGUGAUACUCGGGAGCGUAGUCCUUACUGUGCUCAUGGCGACCAAAGAUGUGUUUGGCAAGAUCUUCAACGACGAUGAUCGAGUGGUGCGGCUCGUAGGUGAAGUGAUGCCGUACGUCGCACUCUUCCAGGUAGCAGACGGUCUGAACGGAUCGUGUGGUGGUGCCCUUCGAGGCAUGGGCCGUCAGUGGGUCGGGGCUGUGGUGAACCUCGUCAGCUACUACGGUGGAGCUCUCCCCGCCGGCAUCUACCUCGCCUUUCAUGGCUGGGGUCUCGCCGGCCUUUGGAUCGGACAAUGUGUUGCCUUGUAUCUGGUAGGGGCGUUGGAAUGGGUUAUUGUUGGGUUUAGUAAAUGGGAUAAGGAGUGCCAACGAGCCAUCGACCGACUGGACGACAGUAGCAGCGACGACGAAGUUGAAUCAGAGAGCACCGCCUCUGGCACGGUAUGA
This is a messenger RNA of Colletotrichum fioriniae, 1350 nucleotides long. NCBI's taxonomy places the organism in Eukaryota, Fungi, Ascomycota, Sordariomycetes, Glomerellales, Glomerellaceae. The record is from RefSeq and is a predicted model, not a curated record.